Molecule: messenger RNA, 1568 nt
Organism: Alosa sapidissima (American shad)
Lineage: Eukaryota; Metazoa; Chordata; Actinopteri; Clupeiformes; Clupeidae
Product: phospholipase A2 inhibitor subunit gamma B-like
Exons: 5
Coding region: 331-915 (194 amino acids)
Source: RefSeq, a predicted model, not a curated record
AGUCAACUGGACUGACUGGUCAGAGUAUUCGUUUCACAGCACAUGGUUCAGUCUAACAACUACUAACAGUGAGUUGGGGUUUGCUUUUGCGUGGAAAGGUUUGAUAUAUGAAUAUUCGUAUAUAAUACUGUGAGGUAUUGUAAUUUGGAUUACUUUUGAAUAUAGGUGGGUGGGUAGCACUGAUUGACCUCAGGAACACAGCCUUCUUGUCCUCACAUCCCUUCGGAACCAUUAUUCUCGACAUCUACACCUAGGCUAUAUCUUCGAGAACCAUUAUUCUUGGCAUCUACACCUGGGCUAUAUCUCCAAGAACCAUUAUUCUCGGCAUCUAUGCAUUCCCUAAAGUGUAUUAAGUGCAUCCCAGAGUCAGAGACAUCUUUGAACUGUACCAACACUGAGAUGGACUGCCCUAAUGGAAAGUGUCUGAGUCUGGGAAUAACAACCUACACCGUGGGCUUGAAAGCAAAUCAUAUCAACAUGAAGUUCUGCUCAACGCCAGGACAGUGUCCCUCCGGAACAAUCAAUUAUGGGAUGGUAGUGUCAAGCUAUAAAAGUCAGUGCUGUGGGACCAACCUGUGCAAUGCUCAGGACAUGCCAGAUAUACCACUCGUCAGCUCAAAAAAUGGCCAGAAGUGUUUUACCUGUGCAGGACCGGAUUGUUCAUCCACAGUGGAUUGUUUAGGAGAUGAAAAUCGUUGUAUCAAAUCAAGAGUAAUCACUGGUAGUGGCGUCACCAUGACACUGAAAGGAUGUGCCUCGGAGAAUUUAUGUGGGGCGUCCCAAUCCCAGGUACUCCCCAACAUCCACACAAGCUCUGUGUGCUGCGAGGGAAGUCUGUGUAACCAUGGCGAGCACUCGCGGUUUGCUCUCUCCCUCCUUCUGAUGGCCUUGUCCUCCCUCAUCCUCACCCUCUGAACCACCUCUUUUUGUUUGAAGGGAGUAUGAGAUCAUCUCAGUUCUUAUUAGCCAGAGGUUACAAAACCUGUUCCACGCUCCAUGGAUUGCAUGUCUGCCAUAGGCACCCUUGUUAAAGGCAUGUCCAUGGCUUGUUAAAUGCUGUGUUUUUUAUUUUUUUGUUGUUCUUUUUUCUUUAGCAGGAUCAUAUCAGAUUUUCUUGAUAAUUCACUUUUAACUCUGUGCCAAGUAAAUACGUAUGGGAAUGAGAUAUAAGUCUGUGAUUUCUUGCAAAUCCAAAGGCAUUGGAAAAUCAGCUUAAGCAAUCAGCAGCUAAAAUCUUAGGUUUUUGGACAUGGCUGAUCAACAAGGAUGUGACAUUUCAGUUGACAUUUCUUGGUUUUGACAUCUGGCAAUAGAUAGUGUAAAUAUUAUGAAUUUUAGUCAUGAGUAAUAUGAUAAUUAUUCAAAAUAGUUUAACUGCUAAAUGGUUUUAUUACUCGUUUUAUUUCAUUGUGUAAGCAUGAGCCUGGCUCAGGAAAUCUUUGUGUGAUUAUGUGAUAAAACAUUCCAGACAAUCAAUAAUCAAUAACCCAGUUUUUAAUCAUGUAUCUGUGUUACCUGAGACUUUCAAAAAGAUUUACUUCAAAGCAAAAAUAAAUGUUUUAUUCAUA